AUCUGCAUCAACCAAACGGACGAUCAAGAGCGGCAACACCAAGUUGGUCUAAUGGCGAAAAUAUUUAGGCGGGCCGAGAAAGUGUUGGUCUAUCUUGGGGUAGAGGGAGAAGUGGGAGAUCAGGCUGCGUCGUUGAUUGCAGAGGUUGGAGCCACAGUGAAGAAACAGCUUUUUGACGCUAAAGACGUGUGGAACCUCACGCUAACUGGCAAAAGUGCUUCAAUUUUCAAAGACACGAGAUGGGAGGCUUUUCAUGCGGCUUUACAAAGUCCAUGGUUCACCCGCUGCUGGGUUAUACAAGAAGUCAGUCUGGCACGAAACCCAAGAGCUCUUCUAGGUGACAGUGAGUGUGGUUGGGAGGACUUGAUCUAUCUAUACUGCCUACGGAUGGAAUAUGAAUGAUCUGACCCCCAGAGGUUGGAAGUUGCAGGAAAUUCACUACAUCAGCUUAGAUGGAUGGCAAACUAAGCAUGGAGAACGGCCAAUGUUGAGGACAACAGCACUGAACUACUCUACGAUGGGAAGGGGCCUGCUGGAAUUAAUGAGGGCUAUAAGAGUCCUUGAGAUUUCCGACGAAAGAGACCGAAUUUAUUCAUUGCUUGGCCAUCCGUCAGCAUCUUACCCUACGAAAACCACCAUCGUCCUAGCAGACUACUCCAUCGACUUGGAUAUCCUGUAUAUUCGAUUUGCUAAGCGGUGGCUGGGGAGAACAAAAAACCUUAAUAUUAUCUCAUCAGUUCAUCACACCGGCAACAGCCUCGACACGGAAUUCCCUUCGUGGGUGCCACGGUGGGACGUUCCAGGGCCAUGCACCAGCUUGGAUCAUCCGACAUUAAGAAACCAUGCUUUCAAUCCGCAAUUUUCGAUGAUAAGAGACAAAUUGCGAGUUCGUGGAGUAGUACUUGAUGAAAUUGAUUAUUGCAGCCCCAUUUUUCCUGAGGAAGACGACGGCAAUUCGUGGCUCGAGUACUCUACGAGGAUAUGGGACACAUUAAUGGAAUGGGAACUGGUCGACGGCUAUGGCUCUGAUACCCUGCAAGCUUAUCUGGAAACUUUGUCUGCAGAUGCUCCAGAAGAUGGACCUCUGUUUCAAGCCAGUGAUCGAGCUGCAUUUGGGUUCGAACUGUUAAGCAGGUCUAACAGAAGGCCUAACAUUCCCGAGUCCUUAUAUACUGUAUGGAAAAAAAAUUCAUGAGGGGGAACUUCUACGACUUAUAAAAGGUUUGUCGCGGACUGGUUAAAGCAGAGAACUUUUGUCCAUGCAAAAGGUGGUCAGUUCGGGAUUGCACCAGGGCAAACAAGGGUUGGUGAUCAAUGCUGCAUUGUUUUCGGAUGCGAGAGUCUUCUCCUCAUCCGAAAACACGAACAUGGAUUCAAAGUUGUGGGGGAAAUGCAUAUUCACAAUAUAUGGGAGCAUGAAGUUCUCGCGAUGUGGCAGCGAGGAGAGAAGAAACAUGGUGAAAUCACUCUAUGUUAA
This is a messenger RNA of Cladophialophora psammophila CBS 110553, 1477 nucleotides long. RefSeq lists its product as uncharacterized. NCBI's taxonomy places the organism in Eukaryota, Fungi, Ascomycota, Eurotiomycetes, Chaetothyriales, Herpotrichiellaceae. The transcript has a single exon. The coding region runs from base 395 to 1195 and encodes 266 amino acids. The record is from RefSeq and is a predicted model, not a curated record.